Messenger RNA from Epinephelus lanceolatus (giant grouper), 1180 nucleotides. Lineage: Eukaryota; Metazoa; Chordata; Actinopteri; Perciformes; Serranidae. The record is from RefSeq and is a predicted model, not a curated record.
AUGUGCAAAAGCAAGGCUGAAGACAAUGCUGUCAAAGUGGAGGGAUAUAACAGUGCAGAGUACAGCACCAGCGGUCUCAGCAGGAGUGUCACAGUGAGCACCGUGGUGGAUCUGCAGAAGAGAAUUAUUGGAGGUCAAGACUGUGGACAAAAAGAGCGUCCUUACCAUGUGAAGUUGAGGAUAACUGAUGGUGCCCAUGAGAUGUUUUGUGGUGGCUCUCUGAUCAGUGACCAGUGGAUUCUGACUGCAGCACACUGCCAGGAGCCAGGAUGGAAAAUAUAUGCAACUUUAGGUGUGCAUCCGGGGCCAGGAACACCAGUGGAAAUCAAAUCAGCACCUGACGUCUUUAAGCGCAAAGAUGUCUUGAAGAUAGACAGGAUUCAUGACAUCAUGCUGCUGAAGCUACCUGAACGUACUAAGAUUAAACCUGUGGAACUUCCUGACUGUAACAGUUGUCCCAAAAUAGAUGAUACAGUUCAGAUUGCAGGUCAUGGAGCCACAACUAAAGGCCCAAAUAAUGAAAGACUGGAUGAUGUAUCUGCUACUCUCCAGUGUGCAAACACCAAGGUUGUUGACUGUCGGGGGCUCAGAGCCUGUGUGGAGAAGCGUGGCCCACAGUUUUAUGCAUCUAAACGUGAUCAACACUUGUUCUGUUGCCAAGAAGAAAACGUGGAUAUCAGUCCUGGUGACUCUGGUGGAGGAGUGGUGUACAAUGACAUGAUUUACGGCGUCAUUUCUUUCCAUGGCAAUGACUGUGUUGAAGCAGCUGCAGUGAUGGACGGCUGUGGAUACAAAGAGUGGAUCAUACGCAAAACUGGCAGUAUCUUCACUAAAAAGGUCAAAACGUUGCCAUGUUUUGGCCGUUUUUAACUGUAAAAUGUCCUGCCAUUUAACAGACAUUUCCAUCGAUUGGUUCACAUUAAAUGUUCAGCUGUUACUUGUAAAACCCUUUAAGACAAAAAAUGUCAUGAUUCUGCAACAUAGCUUCACAAGGUAGUGUCUAAGUUUCUAAUUCAACAGAUUUUCUAUGUUACCAUACAUUGUGUAGAAAAUCUUCAAAGGGACAAACACUACAGUCUGCUGCUUUUUAAACAAUGCUGAUAAAAAUGAUAAAUGACUUUUCUCUCACAAGAUUGUGUCUGUUAAAAUAAAAUUACAAUGCAUCACAAUCAUUGUUUAA